Molecule: messenger RNA, 2148 nt
Organism: Drosophila subobscura
Lineage: Eukaryota; Metazoa; Arthropoda; Insecta; Diptera; Drosophilidae
Product: ATP-binding cassette sub-family G member 4
Exons: 8
Coding region: 249-2093 (614 amino acids)
Cellular component (GO): plasma membrane
Molecular function (GO): ATP binding; ABC-type transporter activity; ATP hydrolysis activity
Source: RefSeq, a predicted model, not a curated record
UUUCAAUGAAAAGUUCGCCCGCUGGCCAUCGGGAGUGCGUCGCGUCUCUCUCUCGGGAAACUUAAUUGACUGAAGCUGAUGCUUACGGGGCACAGCAAAUAGUGAUACGAAGUUGAUUUGUUUACUUAAGCUUCCAUGACCAUAUCCAAAAGCAAUAAAAGUGCAAACCUGGAGGUGUUUAAAUGCUUACACCAAUUCCAUGAGUAACUGGAUCGCAUCGAUCAUAAAUAAAGAGCAGCUGGCGUACAAUGCCCGAUAACGACGACAAUGUUGGCGCAGGGCAGACAAAUGGCUUGGCCCACGCCAGACAGCAGGCAUUGGAGCUGCAUUUCAGCCAAGUUAGCUACAACCUGAAGAGUGCCACAAAUGGCUGCACGCAGAUACUGAACGAGGCAUGCGGCAGCUUCAAAUCUGGCAGACUGACGGCCAUUCUGGGUCCAUCAGGUGCUGGUAAAUCCACAUUGCUCAAUGCUUUGGCGGGUUUCAAAAUUAGAGGAGUUUCGGGGCAGUUUCUAUUGAAUGGUCGGCCCAGAGAUCUGAUGGCAUUCAGAAAAAUGUCGGCCUACAUUCCCCAAGACUUUGUAAUGCUGAAUCUGCUGACUGUCGAGGAAACCCUGUGGGUAUCGGUAGACCUGAAGACGCCCAGUGCAACAGCCGCGCAGGAGAAGCAAAAGAUUAUAGAUGACAUCAUAGACAUACUGCAGCUGCAGUCCUGCCGAAAGACUUUAGUGGGCAACAUCUCAGGCGGUGAGCACAAGCGGCUGUCCAUUGGCAUUGAGCUCGUUACGAAUCCGCCCAUCAUGUUCUUCGAUGAGCCCACCAGUGGCUUGGAUUGUGUGGCCAGCUAUCAGGUGAUUUGUCACCUGCAACGGCUCGCCCAUGAUGGCAGAAUUGUGGUGUGCGUGGUGCACCAGCCAGGCUCGCGUUUGAUGCAACUGUUCGACGAUGUUCUGGUUCUGGCUCAUGGCGAGGUUUUGUACGCCGGCGAGCAGCGACAUAUGCUGGACAGUUUUGAAGGUGCUGGCUUCACCUGUCCACAGUACUAUAAUCCAGGAGACUUUGUGCUGGAAGUGUGCAGCGAGUCCUCCACCACGCAGCGUUGCGAUACGCUGAUCUCUCAGAAUAAAGGCAGGCAUUGCCACAGCAACGGCACCAACUUCGAGAAGCUCAAUGUGGCUGAGGAGGCAGCGCUCAUUGAGAUGCCACAACAAGCUGCCUGGCUGGAUCAGAGCCAGCUGAGGGUCAAGGAGCAGGUUGGCUUCUGCUUCCAGCUGCGAGUGCUGCUGCGGCGGCAUCUGCGGUCCAUGUCCAGGGAUAUGUUUGCCGUCCAGCUGCGACUUAUUAUGCAUGUGGUGAUCGGUCUGCUGCUUGGCGUUGUGUACUGGCAAAUAGGCAGCGAUGCCGCCAAAAUUGUGUCCAAUGUCUCUUGUCUGUUCUUCAUCAUUCUCUUUGUGUUCACGGGCAAUGCCAUGCCCUCGAUCCUGCUGUGCCUGCAGGACUCUGCGGUGUUUAUCAGGGAAUACUACAACGGCUGGUACUCCCUGCGAGCCUACUACAUAUCCAAAGUGCUGGCGGAUCUACCCCUGCAGCUCACCUGCCCCACAAUGUUCAUCAGCAUCAGCUACUUCAUGACUGGCCAGCCGCCGGAGUUCAAUCGCUUUGCCAUGAGCUGGGCCAUCUGCCUGAUGACCGCCUUUAUUGGCCACUUCAUAGGCGUGGUGGCCGGCACGCUGUUCCCUAUGCAGCUGGCCAUCUUCCUGGUGCCCAGCUGUACGAUUCCGUUUCUCCUCUUCUCUGGGUUCUUCAUUCGCUUGAAUGAGCUCUCCUGGUUCCUGCGUCCCAUCUGCGAUGUCUCCUUCUUUCGCUACAUAUUCGAGGGUCUGCUGCGAGCCAUCUAUGGCUAUGGCCGCGGCGAACUGGACUGCCAUGCGACAUUUUGCUACUACAGAACAGCAGAUCAAUUUCUCACAGACUUUGCCAUGGGUGGCGAUGAGUUCGGCUGGGAUCUCGCUGUGCUGGCGGUGUAUGUCCUGCUGCUUUUGCUUUCAUUUUAUGUGACUCUAAACGUUUGCAUAAGGCGUGCACUGAGGUGACAAUUUUCUUGGAUUUUUCAAUGUAAUUCAUGUAAAUAAAGUAUUUCUACAGGAG